AUGGACGCACAUCAUGAUAUAUUCUAUGAAACAUUUCCACAUAAUUCUAAAGAUUCAAAGCGACAAUAUAAAGAUUCAAAGCAACAACAUAAAUAUUAUUCAGAAGUUUUUCAAUUUUUUGGAGGUAUAAGAAGUUUGGAUGAUUAUAUUUGUCUGUUUCUUGUCGUAUGGAAUAAUGAUCCAGAUCUUUUUAAUGCACUUGAGGAGUUUUAUUUUGAAUCAUCAGUCAUUCAAAAUGCAAUAUGUAAUAUAUCUUCGCACUGUGGAAAUGUUACUAUGGAUUAUUGGUUUGCACAAUAUAUUCAAAGUAUAGAAUCAAGGAAUGCACAAUUGCAAUAUGAAAUAAUUAAUGUUAUUAUUGAUUACCUUCACAACCAACAUAAUUUACCAAAUUCCGUGCAAGAAUGUCUAUCUAAUAUGGAUCCACCACGAAGACAUCUAUUACGUUUGAUAUGUACUUUUGGGAUUCAAUCUUAUUUUUAUUUACAAUUUGUAAACUAUAUUUCUUCAACCCAAUUUAUGCCCCAUAUUAAUUUUAUGUUUUAUGGAAGCUACCCGAAAAUACAAGAAGUACAAAAUAUACAAAAUAAUAAAUCAGAACAGAUAACAGUUUUAGCAACAAAAAACAACGAAUUGGUCAAUGAAACUAAAUGUGAAAAAGACAAAUCAUUGAAAAAUUCGAUCAAGAAACAAUCAAACAAAUUAUCUUUGGGAAAAACAUCACAGGAUGAUAUAAAAAGCAUGCGUCAAGAAAUAGAACGUUUGCGUCAAGAAAUAGAAUAUUCAAGAAGUGAAGCAGCAAAAUAUCAAGCUGAGUUAGGGGAUGCUACAAAUUGCAUAUGGAAAGACGAUGAUCCUAAUAAUCCUUGUCGUUUAAGUGAAGAAUUUAAACAUCUUCAAGAUGAAUUGUUUAAUUUCGCCAAGGUAAAAGGAGGGUCUAUAAAAAUUCAUGCACAAGCGGUUAAUGACCUGUUUAAAAAAUAUAAACGCUCAAUAACGUCUGAUGACCCAGGAAUGAAAUCAAUUCUUUCUGCUGUCUUACAAAGACAUGUAUUUGACUUUAUUUAUCACGAAAUAAAAAAUUAUUUUGAAAAUUUUUCAAUAGAUCAACCUGGAAUUAUACCGAAUGAAUUACUUGAAGUUAGCAUAAAAACAAAAACAGAUGAUUUGAUUAGCUUAACUAGUCAAUUUUCAGAAGUUAAUCCAGGAAAUGACGUACAUACGCGUAUUCUUCCAACAAAGAUACGUCAACAAAUUUAUGCUGCUUUAAGUAAUAGGGGAUUUACCAAUCCAGAUCAUCCACUCAUUCAAAGAAUUGUUAAAAAACUCUUGGAAUUAAUGGAUAGAUACAGAACAAUAGAAUCAAAAGAAAAAAAGGAUAGAUCACAGUUGAAAGCAAGACAUAUAGUUCAGCAAAUGAUGAAAUUGUUUUACUUUCGUAUAUACACUCAAGAACAACCUCCAAAACUUAUUUUUUAUGAGAAUGGUGAUUCUUUCGAUGGGUUGAGUAUGGAAAACCUUGCUUAUGAGGAUCCAGGGGAAUCUGAUGUUGAAUUUUGUGCAUUUCCAGCGGUAGCAAUUAUGGUGAAUAAUAGUGAUAUUUAUGUGCUUGCUAAAGCAAAGGUAGUAUUACAACCUAGAACUGAUAAUAUAACCGUUCUUAAUUGA
Messenger RNA from Racocetra fulgida, 1668 nucleotides. NCBI's taxonomy places the organism in Eukaryota, Fungi, Glomeromycota, Glomeromycetes, Diversisporales, Gigasporaceae. The record is from the annotation of a GenBank genome assembly.